AUGUACAAAUAUAAUUUACAUUUAAUUCCAAGUGAGAGUAGAAAUAGUUGUCGCAAAUAUAUAAAAUUUUCUUUUUUCCUUCUUCAUGAGCACCUCUUGAACUUUCUCCAAAAUAGCUUCCAGUAUAACCUCCUCCAAAUUCUGACACAUUGGAUGUUACACCUUGACUCGGUUCUCCAUAAUAUUGUUCUCCAUAUCCUCCGCCUCCUCCUUGAAAUAUUUCACCAAAUCCUCCUUGAGUGACUUUUCCAUGACUUUGUCUUUCAGUUUC
Molecule: messenger RNA, 271 nt
Organism: Meloidogyne enterolobii
Lineage: Eukaryota; Metazoa; Nematoda; Chromadorea; Rhabditida; Meloidogynidae
Source: the annotation of a GenBank genome assembly